Molecule: messenger RNA, 2233 nt
Organism: Acinonyx jubatus (cheetah)
Lineage: Eukaryota; Metazoa; Chordata; Mammalia; Carnivora; Felidae
Gene: NOTUM
Product: notum, palmitoleoyl-protein carboxylesterase
Exons: 12
Coding region: 356-1858 (500 amino acids)
Molecular function (GO): hydrolase activity
Source: RefSeq, a predicted model, not a curated record
CCCAGAAUCCGUCCAUCCGGGCGCAGGAUCGGGCGACUCCCCCGUGGCGCCGUGCCGGGACGCCCGGUGCCUCCCCGCAGGUCGCCGAGGGCGCCGGGGCCCCGCGCCACACCUGUCCGCUCCUCCUGGAGGCCCCGGCGCCGCUGCUGCCGGCCCCUCUGCGCGGGGCCCUGUGUCCGCCGUCGCUUUGAUCCCGGGGGCCCCGCUGGAUAAAAGUCCCGGGCGGCUCCGCGCCAGCGCCAGAGGGGGAGCGCAGCCGAGCCGGCGUCCCAGCGGGCUGGCGCAGGGCGAGCGACGCCGAGGAGCCGGGGCCGCGGGGCCGGCCGCGGUGGCCGCGGGCCCGAGCGGCGCGGCCAUGGGCCGAGGGGUGCGCGUGCUGCUGCUGCUGCUGGGCCUGCUGCACUGGGCCGGGGGCGGCGAGGGCAGGAAGACCUGGCGGCGCCGCGGCCAGCAGCCGCCCCCGCCGCCCUCCCCGCCUCGUGCCGAGGCGGCACCCGCGGCCGGGCAGCCGGUGGAGAGCUUCCCGCUGGACUUCACCGCCGUGGAGGGCAACAUGGACAGCUUCAUGGCGCAGGUCAAAAGCCUGGCCCAGUCCCUGUACCCCUGCUCGGCUCAGCAGCUCAACGAGGACCUGCGCCUGCACCUCCUGCUCAACACGUCGGUGACCUGCAACGACGGCAGCCCCGCCGGCUACUACCUGAAGGAAUCCAAGGGCAGUCGGCGGUGGCUCCUUUUUCUGGAAGGUGGCUGGUACUGCUUCAACCGGGAGAACUGUGACUCCCGCUAUGACACCAUGCGGCGCCUCAUGAGCUCCAGAGACUGGCCGCGCACCCGCACAGGCACAGGGAUCCUGUCCUCCCAGCCAGAGGAAAACCCCCACUGGUGGAAUGCCAACAUGGUCUUCAUCCCCUACUGCUCCAGCGAUGUCUGGAGUGGGGCUUCGUCCAAGUCUGAGAAGAACGAGUAUGCCUUCAUGGGUGCCCUCAUCAUCCAGGAGGUGGUCCGAGAGCUCUUGGGCAAAGGGCUGAGCGGGGCCAAGGUGCUGCUGCUGGCAGGGAGCAGCGCGGGGGGCACGGGGGUGCUGCUGAACGUGGACCGCGUGGCCGAGCAGCUGGAGGAGCUGGGCUACCCGGCCAUCCAGGUGCGGGGCCUGGCUGAUUCGGGCUGGUUCCUGGACAACAAGCAGUACCGCCGAACCGACUGCGUCGACACCGUCACGUGCGCGCCCACGGAGGCCAUACGCCGCGGCAUCAGGUACUGGAACGGGGUGGUCCCGGAGCGCUGUCGGCACCAGUUCAAGGACGGCGAGGAGUGGAACUGCUUCUUUGGCUACAAAGUCUACCCGACCCUGCGCUGCCCCGUGUUCGUGGUGCAGUGGCUGUUUGAUGAGGCCCAGCUGACUGUGGACAACGUGCAUCUCACGGGACAGCCGGUGCAGGAGGGCCAGUGGCUGUACAUCCAGAACCUGGGCCGUGAGCUUCGAAACACGCUCAAGGAUGUGCCGGCCAGCUUCGCCCCCGCCUGCCUCUCCCACGAGAUCAUCAUCCGAAGCCACUGGACGGACGUCCAGGUGAAGGGGACCUCGCUGCCGCGGGCGCUGCACUGCUGGGACAGAAGCCUGCACGACAGCCACAAGGCCGGCAAAGCCCCCCUGAAGGGCUGCCCCGUCCACCUGGUGGACAGCUGCCCCUGGCCCCACUGCAACCCCUCCUGCCCCACCAUCCGGGACCAGUUCACAGGGCAGGAGAUGAACGUGGCCCAGUUCCUCAUGCACAUGGGCUUUGACGUGCAGACCGUGGCGCAGCAGCAGGGCCUGGAGCCCAGUAAACUGCUGGGGAUGCUGAGCAGCGGCAGCUAGGGGUCCCGCCCCGGGAGCUGGCACUGAGGGCCGGCCGCCGCCACGGGCUCCCCACCCCAGGGCCACCUGCCCGGCCUCUCCUGCCCCUGCUAGGACAGACAGGGCCCUGGCCAUCCUCCCAGCAGCCUUCGCUGCCCCUCUACCACUGUCUUGGGGGGGGGGGGGGCCCAGCCAGGGGAGACCGUGGACCUGCCCUCCAGCCCCAGCCCUGCCUCCCGCCCCGCCCUCGCUGGGGAGCCCGAGGCGCCGGGUUCCAGCCCGCUGGCCCAGCCCCAGCCUCAGCCUCUCCUGGCCUUUUGUAUUAUUUUAUAAAAUGACUUUUUUAUUACUUUAAUUUUUUAAAAAAGGAAAAUAAGAAAUAUAUGAUUAAUGAUA